CCUGACUCGAUAAAGGCUACAUAUCUGCCUAAAAACAAGGCAGUUUUUGACACACCUGCGAUCCUGGCUGGCCGGACAACCUCACGUACCAAUCGAGUCAACAAUCGACGCCUGGCAGUCGGCAUGGCUAUGAACAACCGAGCAAUGGCAGAUUCGGACAUCCUCAAGUUCAAUCAGCUAAAGAGCCGUAAAAAGCAACUGAGGUUUGCCAAAUCACCUAUUCACGACUGGGGAUUGUAUGCAGAAGAGCACAUUGAUGCAAACGACAUGGUUAUUGAAUAUGUGGGCGAGGUUAUUCGACAGCAGGUUGCCGAAGAGAGAGAGAAGAAGUAUGAACGGUGUGGAAUUGGUAGCAGCUAUCUGUUUCGUGUGGAUGAUGAUACGGUGAUCGAUGCCACUAAAAAAGGCAGCAUUGCGCGAUUUAUCAAUCACUGUUGUUCUCCUAAUUGUAGUGCGAAGAUCAUCACAGUCGACAAGCACAAAAAGAUUGUAAUUUAUGCCAAUCGGGAUAUUGAACCGGGAGAGGAGAUUACUUACGACUACAAAUUCCCGAUUGAAGCCGAUAAAAUACCCUGUUUGUGUGGCAGCCGGUUCUGCAAAGGAACAUUGAAUUAAAGGAAAAAGAACAAAAAGAUAAUGAAUAAAAAAAAGGAAAUACUAACUACUACU
Molecule: messenger RNA, 669 nt
Organism: Phycomyces blakesleeanus NRRL 1555(-)
Lineage: Eukaryota; Fungi; Mucoromycota; Mucoromycetes; Mucorales; Phycomycetaceae
Exons: 3
Coding region: 124-615 (163 amino acids)
Cellular component (GO): Set1C/COMPASS complex
Molecular function (GO): histone H3K4 methyltransferase activity; protein binding
Source: RefSeq, a predicted model, not a curated record